GUGAAGCUCACUACGUUGGACUCGUGUUUGCUCCCCCUGGUCGCCGGAGCCAACUUCCCUCCCCUUUGUAAUUACCAUUUUCCAACGAUGACUGAGUUUUCGAAGGGGCGCGUUGAUGGGAAACAUCCUCUGUCACACAGCCAAUGCUGCUCGAGCAGUGUGUGGAGGGUGUCUACACCUAACGUAUGUUUACGAUGAUGGGACCUCGGUCAGACAUGGGAACACUGCCAGAGGCAGCCAUGAGCCCUCCACGGCGAUCAUCCAGCCCUCCACGGCGAUCAUCCAGCCCUCCACGGCGAUCAUCCAGCCCUCCACGGCGAUCAUCCAGCCCUCCACGGCGAUCAUCCAGCCCUCCACGGCGAUCAUCCAGCCCUCCACGGCGAUCAUCCAGCCCUCCACGGCGAUCAUCCAGCCCUCCACGGCGAUCAUCCAGCCCUCCACGGCGAUCAUCAAGUUCCCAUGGUGACAGGCCCUCCAAUGAGACCCUUCAGAGAAACAACAGCAGCAACUCUGGUGUUAUUCUGGACAUCUCGGCUCUCAAGAUGGCAGAAGUGGAUUCAGAGGUGCCUCCUCUUCCACCUCGCUAUCGCUUCAGGGACUUGUUGCUGGGGGACCAGACGUUUCAGAAUGAUGACAGGUAUCAAGAGGAAUACAGUAUGGACUCAACCAAUGCCCAGGUGCAGGUGGAGUUCUAUGUCAAUGAAAACACCUUCAAGGAGAGGCUGAAGCUUUUCUUCAUCAAAAACCAAAGGUCAAGCCUCCGAAUCCGCCUGUUCAACUUCUCACUGAAGAUCCUCACCUGUGUCCUCUACAUAGUAAGAGUCAGCCUGGAUAACCCGAAUGAGGUCAACAGCAACUCAUGUGCAAUAUGCCCGAACAACAACAACACAGCAGACUCAACAGAAAUCAACUGGUCAUUGAUUUUCUGGGUUACCAGACGGGAACCUGUAUGGGCGAUACAGGUGACAGUGGCCUUAAUCAGUUUCUUGGAGACCAUGCUUAUCACAUAUCUCAGCUACAAGGGGAACAUUUGGGAGCAGAUCUUCCAGAUAUCCUUUAUAUUGGAGAUGAUCAAUUCAGUGCCCUUUAUAAUCACAAUCUUCUGGGCUCCAUUGAGAAACAUAUUUGUUCCUGUAUUUCUUAACUGCUGGUUAGCCAAAGGUGCCCUGGAGAACAUGAUCAAUGACUUCCAUCGUGCCAUCCAGCGGACCCACUCUGCCAUGUUCAACCAGGUGUUCAUCCUCAUCUGCACCUUACUGUGUCUGGUUUUCACUGGAGCUUGUGGAAUCCAGCAUCUAGAGAGAGCAGGGAAGCACCUGACUCUGUUUGACUCGUUCUAUUUCUGCAUCGUCACCUUCUCCACUGUGGGCUAUGGGGAUGUCACGCCACAAAUCUGGCCCUCCCAGCUGCUCGUGGUCAUUCUCAUCUGUGUUGCCUUGGUGGUGCUCCCACUGCAGUUUGAAGAACUAGCAUACCUGUGGAUGGAGAGCCAAAAGUUAGGAGGGAACUACAGCCGCCACCGGGCGCAGACAGAGAAGCAUGUGGUGCUGUGUGUCAGCUCGCUGAAGAUUGACCUUCUCAUGGACUUCCUCAAUGAGUUCUACGCUCAUCCCAGACUACAGGACUACUAUGUGGUGAUCCUGUGUCCAACAGAGAUAGACAUUCAGGUUCGCCGUAUCCUCCAAAUCCCUCUGUGGUCCCAGAGGGUCAUCUACCUUCAAGGAUCUGCCCUCAAAGACCAGGACCUGAUGAGGGCCAAGAUGGAUGAUGCUGAGGCCUGCUUCAUCCUCAGCAGCAGGAACGAGCUCGACCGAACUGCUGCUGAUCACCAGACUAUUUUGAGGGCUUGGGCUGCGAAAGACUUUGCUCCAAAUUGCCCUCUCUACGUCCAAAUUCUCAAACCUGAAAAUAAAUUCCAUGUUAAGUUUGCAGAUCAUGUAGUAUGUGAAGAGGAGUUCAAGUAUGCCAUGUUGGCGCUGAACUGCGUGUGUCCCGCCACAUCUACCUUAGUCACUCUCUUGGUUCACACCUCCAGAGGACAGGAGGGGCAGAUGUCACCGGAGCAUUGGCAGAGGAUGUAUGGACGGUGCUCUGGAAACGAGGUUUACCACAUCCGUUUGUGUGACAGCAAGUUUUUUGGGGAGUACGAUGGAAAAAGCUUUACGUACGCCUCUUUCCACGCCCAUAAGAAAUAUGGUGUGUGUUUGAUCGGAGUGAAGAGGGAGGACAACAAGAGCAUCCUUCUGAACCCCGGCCCCCGCCACAUCAUGGCUGCCCCCGAUACUUGCUACUACAUCAACAUCACCAAGGAGGAGAACUCAGCAUUCAUCUUCAAACAAGAGGAGAAGCACAACAAAGGCCUGUCCGUCACCGGCCUCUACGACGCCCCCUCCAGGCUGCCCGUGCACAGCAUCAUCGCCAGCAUGGUUGAUCAGGCCACUGCAUAUGGCACUGUAGCUAUAGAUCUCCAGAACCCUGAUCCUCCCGAGGAAAGCAGCAAGCUGACCUUGCCGACGGAGAACGGCUCUGGAAGCCGCAGGCCGAGCAUCGCGCCUGUCCUAGAGAUCACUGACUCCUCUGCCAUUCUGCCCUGCGACCUCCUCAGCGACCAAUCAGAGGAUGAGACCAACCAAUCUGAUGACGAGUGCUCUGUAGGGUCAGAUUUUGUGAAGGGCUACCCUCCCAACUCGCCCUACAUCGGCAGCUCUCCCACUCUGUGCCACCUCCUGCCACAGAAAGCUUCAUUCUGCUGCCUUCGUCUUGACAAGGGCUGCACACACAGCAGCUUUGAGGAUGCCAAGGCAUACGGCUUCAAGAAUAAGCUGAUUAUAGUGUCUGCAGAGACAGCCGGAAACGGUCUCUACAACUUCAUUGUCCCUCUGCGCGCUUACUAUCGGCCCAGGAAGGAGCUCAACCCCAUAGUGCUGCUGCUGGACAACAUGCCAGACAACCACUUCUUGGAGGCCAUUUGCUGCUUUCCAAUGGUUUACUACAUGAAAGGCACGAUCGAUAGCUUGGACAACCUGCUACAGUGUGGCAUAAUCUACGCUGACAACUUAGUGGUUGUGGACAAGGAAAGCACCAUGAGCGCUGAGGAGGACUACAUGGCAGACGCUAAGACCAUUGUCAACGUCCAGACAAUGUUUAGGUUGUUCCCCAGUCUCAGCAUCAUCACUGAGCUCACACACCCGUCCAACAUGAGGUUCAUGCAGUUCAGAGCCAAGGACUGCUACUCACUCGCUCUCUCCAAACUGGAGAAGAUAGAGCGUGAUAAGGGCUCUAACUUGGCCUUCAUGUUCCGGCUGCCGUUUGCUGCAGGCAGAGUGUUCAGCAUCAGCAUGUUGGAUACACUGCUUUACCAGUCGUUCGUUAAGGACUAUAUGAUCGCUAUAGCUAGGCUUCUCCUCGGUCUAGACACCACGCCCGGCUCUGGGUACCUGUGUGCUAUGAAGAUCACAGAAGAGGACCUGUGGAUCAGGACUUACGGCAGACUCUUCCAGAAGCUUUGCUCCUCCAGCGCUGAGAUCCCCAUAGGGAUCUACCGCACCGAGUCCCACAUGUUCUCAACCACAGAGUGCAAGGGCAGUAACGCACAGUCUCAGAUGUCCAUCAACAUACAGCACGGCGAGGAGCACCGUGAGCACGGAGAGUCCUGGAAGGAGAAGACGGCCCACAGAAACUCCUCGGCGAGCGACCAAUCGGAGCACCCGCUGCUGAGGAAGAAGAGCAUGCAGUGGGCCCGGCGGCUGAGCAGGAAGAGCACCAAACCGUCCAGCAGGGCAGAGCGGAUCUCGCAGCAGAGACUCAACCUGUACCGACGCUCCGAGCGACAGGAGCUGUCGGAGCUGGUCAAGAAUCGCAUGAAGCACCUGGGCCUGCCCACCGUGGGAUACGAGGAUGUUUCUAAUCUCACUGCGAGCGAUGUCAUGAAUCGAGUAAAUCUAGGAUAUUUGCAAGAGUUGCAGGACAUUUCAGAGCACCCGUACACAGAGGGGACCAGGCCUUCAGGGCCACAAGCAGACGAGAUGAACGACCACCAGAACACGCUGUCCUACGUCCUCAUCAAUCCGCCUCCUGACACCAUGCUGGAGCUCAACGACAUUGUGUACAUUAUCCGGUCAGACCCGCUGGCACACAUGCCAGAGGACUCACAGGUGGGGCAGGCCCGCAGCACCAGGAACCAGCAGGACUUUGGCACAGAGACAAGAGACGAGACUCACCUCUAAAAAAAAAAAUAAGAAAAAAAAAAAAACAUCGCUCCUCGACACCCUGACACCUUAAUCUGUAAGCCCCGCCCGGGCCGACAAAGCAUGUUUGUCUCACCCCCGGAGGCUGGUCUCUGGCCGAGGACAGCGGUCCAUGGUACAUGUGCAUUACGUGUCCCUUAGCCUCAGAUCAGAAAUAAUCAACCGUUAAAAGAUGACCCUGAGAGGACGGCUGUUCCCCCAGUGAGCUGCUACAGGAGGAUGCAUGAAGAGUGCCUCGCUAUCGACCACGACUCCCCUCGCACAACGUCUUGACUGACACAGUUCACCGUCGCAACCAAGCACAGGAAACGGCUAACUCCUUCCAACCAAAGGACUCAGUUAUUUUAAAGGAUGUUGUGAGCGGUCUUUGAACAGUCUAAAGCUUUUCGUGCACAUACCGUACAGGACAUCAUUUCCCUCUGUGUGAGGACGUGCCACGUCUCAGGCCGACUUCCUCUACGCCUAUUUCUGCCUAAACUCACAAAGAGCCAAAUCUCGGGGCGACUGCACCCUGCCCCACAUCUUAACAUUCACUAAAUUUCUAAAAAUUUAAGCAUUUACCAUGAAAUGACAGUACAUGUGCACUUUACUUAUUUAUUACAUUUGUCUGUUUAUGUUUUUGUCCGUUUCUAAUCAGACAGGAUUUUCAUUUUCUUUAUGAGCACAAACUUUUUUACAACAAACUGUCAUCUAUGAAUAUAUAGACACUGUAGUGGCUCUUUAAUCAGCCGUAUUAGAAUGGUCAGCAUUUCUAUCUUUGUUGUGUUGGACACUGGUUUCCAUUGUGGUUAAUGUUUAGGAAUGAACAUUGUUAUUUUAUUUCACUAUUUUAAGUGUCCCUAUCAUCAGUCUGCUAUACAGUAUGUGCCAUUCUUUUGUUUAUUCUAUUGCUUUGUAAAUAUUUUGAAAAUGAUGUGUACAGGAUAUGCCAUUUUACAUCUGUUUUGUGAUAUCGGUGUUAUUGUUUUUAUUAUUAUUAUUGAGCCGUGUCGAUUAAUUGGCUGGGACGAUUUUAUCCGCUGAUCUGGGUUUAUCAAAGAUGUCCGGCUCAUGUCAUGGCGGCUACUUUAACGUAUUUCGAGUUUGCCCACAACACUCUCUCUCUAUUUAUGUAUGUUUAGUCCUAUUUUCUUAGUGAAACUUAAUCAUAUUCAUAUAUUUGUUUUGGUUUUUAUUCAUAGCUGUUUAAUGUUUAAAUGCAUUUAUGUAUUCAUUCAAAACUUUUAACAACCAGAUUUAAAGGAAUAGUCUGAAGUCUGGGUAGAUAACCGCAUUUGCUAUUUUGAAAAGUUAGUUGAGAAGCUUGACACCUCUCUUAUGUUGUAAGAUAAUUUAAUAGUAUUUCAAUUUAAUUUUAUACUUUUUAUUGAUCCCCAGUGGAGAAAUUACACUCUGGAUUACACUCUGAAAUACGCACAUGCAUGUGUGUUGUUUUGUGCAGAUUAAACAUGCUAUUAAAUGUUAUAUUAAUUGCGUAAUAGUUAG
Messenger RNA from Etheostoma cragini (Arkansas darter), 5732 nucleotides. RefSeq names its product potassium channel subfamily T member 1. The transcript has 37 exons. Lineage: Eukaryota; Metazoa; Chordata; Actinopteri; Perciformes; Percidae. Gene Ontology annotation, biological process: potassium ion transport. The record is from RefSeq and is a predicted model, not a curated record. Gene Ontology annotation, molecular function: intracellular sodium-activated potassium channel activity. The coding region runs from base 186 to 4226 and encodes 1346 amino acids. Gene Ontology annotation, cellular component: membrane.